AAAUUAACUAUUCGUCGCCUAUUUUGCAGAUAUUUUUCAUACAUCAAGAGAAGUUGAGGAUGAUCUGUCAAAGCACAAGACUUUGAAAAGUAUGCUAUGGUGCAUGGACAAUAAAUCUAAGCUUAGAAAAAUUAAUUCGAAUAUGGAAUUCAGCUUACGUGUUCAAGAAUUUGUAGAACUAGUUCGGUGCGACAGUCGAGUGGAAGCAGUAAAACAUGCUAGGAAAUAUUUUCAAGCCUUCGAGAGAACACAACUCAAAGAAAUUUGCAAAUGUAUGGCUUUAUUAGCUUAUCAGCCAAACACGGAUACUCAGCCAUAUAAAGGCUUAUUUAGUGAACGUCGUUGGAAGGACCUCGUUCUGAACUUUCGAAAUGAAAAUUAUCGUAUAUUCCAGCUAUCAACACAGUCUUUACUAAGCGUCACAAUCCAAGCUGGCCUAUCAGCAUUAAAAACGCCACAAUGCUAUUCAUCAAAUUGUAAAAAUCUCCAUUGCCCCGUUUGUCAGGAGGAUUUCAAUCAGAUAGCAAAAAAGUUGCCGUACUCGCACUGUGUGCAAAGUCGCCUUAUUUGCCGGACGUUAAUUUAAUCAAAAGACAACAUGUACAGUCGAAACAUCGAGCAACUCUUUGUAGGUCCCUAAGGACCUUCUCACGAAUCUAACGUCAUCGGCACUGUCACUCAUCGGAGGGUUAGGGCUCACUCUGGACUCCGCAUCUCGCGUGAUUAGACGAGUGACUACGUGGGCGUCUGAUGUGCUGCCCGGUUGCAAACUUCCCCCGCGACGCCGCUUACCACCACGUCUGGCAUCACCCCCGUCUGCAGAACAUACAGCAGGGGACCGGCAGGCAACACAACGCCCUAACACCCCGCAUCGCAAUUGCUCUUCCAAGGCACACAAAGGUGCUACAAUUAAACUGCAACGGAUUUCAGAGCAAGAUCGAGGAGAUAAGAGUCUUCAAGGGCCGAAACUGAAUAUUAAUAGCUGCAGUCCAAGCGACGAAGUUGCACAUCAAUUCAACUCUGUUGAAUUGCGCCGGAUGCAACGUACACCGUCGAAAUAGCGAGCGAGAUAUCGGUGGUGGCCUACCGUGCAGUAUAGCCUUAAAGAAGCAGAUAUAGACCGCAGCGAUACCAUUCUAGAAUGUCAGGGUGUUGCUAUCCGGUCAGGCGAGGUCCAUGUUACCAGCUGCACGGCUGGAUAUCACCCUGAAAAAGGUCCGCUACUCAGAGGCGAAAACCUGUAGUUGGUGACUUUAACGCGCACCAGUAUCUUUGGCAUUUAGCGGAGCAAAUAGACGAAUCGACAUUCUGCGCAAGGAACGACGACGUACCCACAAAGAUUAUGGGCAGCUGCUGCAGCUCGCCAGACCUAACAGCGCGGGUCUGAUAAACAGCAUAUCAUGGCGACCUAUCCUGACCUUAACAUCAAACCAUCUGUCUAUAGUCAUCUCCACUUUGCUUGCACAUAUCACCGGAUCUAUGUUAACCUCACCAAAGCUGAUUGAAGAGGCUUCACGGAUGUUACUGAACGCACCUUGGCUGUCCUACUCACACCAACCGACGCUGCUGCAGCCCGCUUGAUUCCAGCGGGAUGUAUUUCGGAUCCCCGUCCGAAUUUUCCUGCUGAAUGGCUGUCCUAGCCGAUGAGCGUGUCAGCCUUCGUAAGGCCUGUGAGAAGAAUAUUGAAAGAGAAACCAAGCGAGGAAGACUCCUUAGAUAAACAAGGCGAUACAGCUAAAUAGGAUAAACAGGACGAAAUAUAAGAACAAGGUAUCGCGAACACAUAAGGGAUUAUUUAAGAAAACACGAAACCCAGAGAUAACAACAGAAUUGAAAUUCGCAAAUCACAUUAUCAAAAAUAAAUGCGCACCGCUGAAGUUUGGACAAACAGCAGAACUUUUCCAUGUACAACAUAAAGGACAAAGAUUGAAUAUAUUAGAAAAUAUUGAAAUAUAUAAACAUAAUACAUUCAAAGUACAAAUAAUAAACGUACUGUUUGAACCUAUAAAACUACUGUACGUGAAAAAAAAUUACAACAACAACUAGAAUUACAAAAAAGGUAGAAAUCACGAACUUCUACCUGCCGGCAGAAACAAGCCACAACGAUUAAUCUACCUAUUGAACAUCACAAAUACUGCAAAACGAAGAAGACGUACCUAACAAAACGAAAAGAGGUACUUAAGGAGCAACCAACCAACCAACAAAAAUUAUACAGAACGAAAAAUUACACUGAAGAUGGCACAACGCCGAAACCGGUCUGUCUCCAAACUAAAUUUGACAAGGGAUAACGGAAAUUCGUUCCAAAAUACAUUAUACGCCCACACUAUCGGAAACAACAAUAACCAAAAAGGAAAUAUUUAUGUCGGUCAGGCCUAUUAUUCCAAAACCAACUUGCUGUUGACUGAAUACCAACGACGUUCACUGAAGAUCAACAACAUAAACGCCAAUAUUUGGUUUAAUAAACAAUAUAUUGCUAUGAAUAUUAUACCAAAAUACGCACUAACGAAACCGAAAUCAAAAACAGUAGCGUGUCUGAAAAUCAUCAGGACAGCUGAGAACAAAUACCUCCGACGUGAAUUAAAAAACUUGCACGCCAAAAAGGAACAUACAAAUGCGUAGCUUUUGGCCAUCUACCUACAGUUAUCGGAGCGUCUGCCAAUCCAAACAUUGAUGGAAGUAAUGGGAAAAUAGAAACCGAUAACAAAAAAUGCAUGAAGAAGAAGUAUGAAAAGUUGAACAAGAAACUCGAUAGCUUGAGGACGAAGCAAAGCAACAACAAAAGCAUGAAAAGUACAGAACAGAAAUUCCAUUCCAGAUUUGUAAACUUGACGGAGGCUUACAUCAACGAGCAAGAAGCAGAACUAUUUAAGAAAGCUCUCAAACACAACAUUGAUAGUCACAAACGAUAGAGGGAAUUUGAACAAACCAUCGUGUACACUGAAGAUAUUAUAUCCCGGCUUCCAACUGAGGAACAGGACACAUAUGUCGGCACAUAAUUGAAAAAGACAUAGAGGCCAAGAAAACUAGAAAGCAGAAGGACGAAAACCAAACCAUAAAAGGGCUCGAAGAAAAGUUUAAGGCAAACAAUAUAUAACCAGGAAAAAGCCGGUGUUAAGCGCUUAGAUAAGCACUAACACAUUGAUAAAUAUGCUCCCAAGACAACAAAAUUUAGUUACAGUUAAAUGUUUUUUAUUCAGUUUAUUUCAAGGAUUGAAAAAUUAUUGCUAUUAUUAUUCACUGCGUUUGAAAAAACGAUCUCUGGUUACGGUACAAACAUCAGCCAGGGCAAUGGAUAACAUUGGAUGGUGUCCAAACGGUAAAUGGCUUGUUGCUGUUUUGUGCGCAUGUUUAUAUGUUUGAAUACAUACUACAUUAUUUUGUUGCUACCCAACCUAUUUGUCCCCAACAUAAACAUACAUAUGAAGCAUAGCCACGAAUAACAUUGUGAAACUCCGCUUCGGAUUUGGGCAGUUAUUAGUUAGCGUAAACGCACGAAAAAAAUUCGAUGAAAAAAAUACUUUUUUCUCGAACUCAAAUCUAUCCGAUCUUUUGAGUUGGAACCAACAAUACACACCCACAAAAUUUCAUUGAAAUCGGUUCAGCAGUUUCGGAGAUUAGCGUAAA
Rhagoletis pomonella (apple maggot) is the source of this 3624-nucleotide messenger RNA. RefSeq names its product E3 ubiquitin-protein transferase MAEA-like. Bases 92 to 586 code for a protein of 164 amino acids. The record is from RefSeq and is a predicted model, not a curated record. Gene Ontology annotation, cellular component: cytoplasm; nucleus; GID complex. The transcript is spliced from 4 exons. Gene Ontology annotation, molecular function: ubiquitin protein ligase activity. Lineage: Eukaryota; Metazoa; Arthropoda; Insecta; Diptera; Tephritidae. Gene Ontology annotation, biological process: proteasome-mediated ubiquitin-dependent protein catabolic process.